AUGUAUAAUAACAAUAGCAACUAUAACAAUUAUAACCCAAUGGAACCAGUUACAAAAAGAACACUGACGACGCUAAAUAGGACAGGUCAGCUGAUCACAAUACUUAUCUUCAUCAUUGCUGGACUUCUGACGAUAUUCUCAAUCCUGUCCAUGUCUUACAGCAUAGUGCAAUACACCAGAGAAAUUUAUUUCACAUCGACAGUCUUUGGUAACAACAUCAUGGCCGAUUCCCUAAUCGUCGCCCUGACGGCGGCAGCCAUUUUGUUUUUAUCCGGAAUUUUUGGAAUGUACGUUAUCAUGUUGGGGGCCGCAUUCAUCCUGUUCCUUACGUCGUUAUCACAGAGCGCUGCAUUCAUUUUUUGGUGGUACUGUUGUGGCGUUGAAGAUGAAAGCUGGGGUGUGUAUCGCUCGUCUGCCUGGUAUUUAAAUCAGUCGGGAAUUCCAGAAUAUACAAAACCGUGGGUGCCAUUGAGCUGUUGCGUCACUAAUCAGUACGGUCGGAUUACUAAUUCCAGGAAGUGUCAAUUCUUCCUUGCUGGACCCCCCUCAAAACAGAGUGGCCAGUUUAACGAGGCUGUCUACUACAGGGGCUGCUAUAUGGCGGGAAAACGUUCGAUGGGUGAGAUAGGGAAAUUCAUCAUCGCCUUCAAUUUAGUCAUGUGCCUGCUAUUGAUCGUUCAGAUGACAAUGACGAUUUGGUUUUACUUCACACAUACUUGA
Molecule: messenger RNA, 720 nt
Organism: Helobdella robusta
Lineage: Eukaryota; Metazoa; Annelida; Clitellata; Rhynchobdellida; Glossiphoniidae
Exons: 7
Coding region: 1-720 (239 amino acids)
Source: RefSeq, a predicted model, not a curated record